Molecule: messenger RNA, 1354 nt
Organism: Salvia miltiorrhiza (redroot sage)
Lineage: Eukaryota; Viridiplantae; Streptophyta; Magnoliopsida; Lamiales; Lamiaceae
Product: rhomboid-like protein 20
Exons: 8
Coding region: 198-1082 (294 amino acids)
Cellular component (GO): membrane
Molecular function (GO): protein binding; serine-type endopeptidase activity
Source: RefSeq, a predicted model, not a curated record
CGGGUCAGCCCGAGCCCGUUUACUGGCCCAGAUAAUUUUAGUCGAUGACGACGACUCGGAGAGAAGCAGAAAACAGAAAGAUUUAGAGAGAGAGAAAAUUAUCUGGGAGAAAUCCGAGAAAUACACACACAUAUACAUACAACCGUAGAAGAUAUCGAUUCAAGUAUUCAGCGAGGUCGUUGGUUCGCCAGAAAAAAAUGAACGGCGGCCCAUCUGGUUUUAAUAAUGCGCCGGUGACAAGGACGAUAGUGAUUGCGAGUGCUCUUUUUACAAUCAUUUUUGGGAUCCAAGGUCGUUCUAGAAACCUCGCUUGGUCUUAUCAGGACAUUUUCAGGAAACUUCAAAUAUGGAAGCUCAUAGUUUCAGUUUUCGGAUUUUCAUCUACACCAGAACUUGUUUUUGGAAUUUAUCUUCUGUACUACUUCCGUGUAUUUGAGAGGCAGAUUGGUUCUAAUAAAUACACUGUUUUUAUCAUAUUCUCUAUCGCCGUCUCGAUACUGCUUGAAGUCCUCGCGCUAUUACUACUUAAAGAUCCCUCCUUGAAUAUACUCACAUCUGGACCCUAUGGCCUUAUAUUUUCUUCAUUUGUACCAUUUUAUUUCGACAUUCCUGUUUCAACGCGGUUUCGUGUGUUUAACCUCAACUUCUCUGACAAGACUUUUAUAUAUCUAGCCGGUCUUCAGCUAUUUUUAUCGUCAUGGAAAAGAUCCAUGCUUCCAGGGAUUUGUGGUAUUUUAGCAGGGUCCCUGUAUCGCCUGAAUGUUCUCCGCAUACGCAGGAUGAAGUUUCCUGAAGCUAUUGCUUCGUUCUUCUCAAGAUUGUCAUUGCCAUCGAUGGGGAGUAGUAGUACAUCAGCCACCGGAUCGUCUAGGAAUGUUUUAGGAAGUGCACCAACCUCCUAUCCUGGUCGCCAGAUGGAGGGAAACUAUCCAGCUCCGACCGCGAUGGAACCGCCAGAGGACUCCAUUUCCACACUGGUUUCGAUGGGCUUUGACAGGAACUCAGCGAGGCAAGCUCUCGUACGUGCCAGAAACGACAUUAAUGCUGCCACCAACAUCCUCCUCGAGUCACAGGGGCAUUAAGCUAUGGUGUCGAAAAACAGUACAUGCAUCCAAUUCAAGGGUGAGGGGCGCAGUAGCAUCAACUAUGUGUUUCUACACUAUUUUGCCGAUUUCCCGGCAGGAGAUUCUUAUCACCUUUAUAUUUUUCACUACUUCACUUGUCUAACUAAGAAGGAUAUUCAAUAGCUGUAAACAUGACCAUGUGUACAGUUUGCCUCUCAGCAGUACAGUAGGUUCCCAACUUAAACUGCUACAACUUUUAAAUCUGAUUGACUAGAAACCCAAUUCUUUUC